This is a messenger RNA of Castor canadensis (American beaver), 3762 nucleotides long. Lineage: Eukaryota; Metazoa; Chordata; Mammalia; Rodentia; Castoridae. The record is from RefSeq and is a predicted model, not a curated record.
AUGGGGAACCAAGAUGGGAAGCUGAAGAGAAGCGCAGGUGAUGCCUCCCACGAAGGUGGCGGCGGAGGCGCCGAGGAUGCUGUGGGGCCCAGGGAUGCGGAAGCCACAAAGAAGGGGAGCACGAGCAAGAAGGCGCUGGGCAAGCACGGCAAGGGGGGAGGGGGUGGCGGCGGGGAGCCGGGCAAGAAGAAGAGCAAGUCUGAUUCCAGAGCCUCGGUGUUUUCCAACCUGCGGAUCAGGAAGAACCUGAGCAAGGGGAAGGGUGCCGGCGACUCCCGGGAGGAUGUGCUGGACUCUCAGGCCCUGCAGACCGGGGAGCUGGACAGCGCGCACUCUCUGGUCACCAAGACCCCGGACCUCAGCCUCUCGGCGGAGGAGACGGGUCUGUCGGAUACCGAGUGUGCGGACCCUUUUGAGGUCACCCGUCCGGGUGCUCCUAGGCCUGCCGAGGUCCAGGCGGUUGUGGAGGAUUUGGAAACUGCGGCCGGCGCUCAGGAUGGACAAAGGACCAGUUCCGGCUCGGACACGGACAUCUACAGCUUCCAUUCGGCCACGGAGCAAGAAGAUUUGCUCUCCGACAUCCAGCAGGCAAUUCGCCUGCAGCACCAGCAGCAGCAGCUGCUCCCCGACUCGGAGGAGAGUGCAGCGCCCUCCACUGCCGCUUUCCCCGAACCCGGGGCCUUCCUGGGCCUGGAACGGCUCCUGCUGGGACCGAGUAGCGGGGCUGCGGGGGCCCCGGGCGGUAUGGACACCGAGCAGACCCUGGCCGCGCUCUCCGACUUGCCCGAGAGCCUGACCGCCGAGCCGCCGGUGCCCGAGCCCCCACCGUCCCCCGGAGGCCUCCCCGCCUCCCCAGACCCCCAGUCCGCAGUCGCAGACUCGCCCUUGUCCACAGCCUUCGCGUCUGCGGAGGAGGCUGGGCCGGUAGAGGCCACGGCAGGGGCCCGCGUGCAAGGGGCCGGGGACACGGAUGAGGAGGAGGGAGAGGAGGAUGCUUUUGAGGAUGCGCCCAGAGGCUCUCCCGGGGAGGAAUGGGACCCGGAGGAGCGGACGCGAGGGCCCGGAGUCCCCGCACCCGCCUCCCUGCCCAGCAGCCCUGCGCCCAGCCCUCGCUGCUUCAAGCCCUACCCGCUCGUCGCUCCCUGUUACAUCAAGACCACCACCCGGCAGCUCAGCUCGCCCAAUCACUCCCCGUCUCAGUCCCCCAGCCAGAGCCCCAGGAUCAAGAGGCGGCUGGAGUCCUCCCUGAGCCGGGGGCCCAGAACCGCCUCGGCCUCGGUCGCAGCCCAGGCUAGGAAGCAGGGGGCGGAGGGCAGCCUCGCUGGCGGCCUGAGCCGCUCAGCUGACUGGACCGAGGAGCUGGGCGUCCGCGCGCCUGGGGCUGGAGGCUCUGCGCACCUGCUGGGGCGCGGGGCGACCGAGGGCAAAAGCGGUGGCGGGUCCCCGGCGCUGGCAGCCAAGGUGUCUGGGGCGCCAGCAACUGCAGAUGGCUUCCAGAACGUGUUUACAGGGAGAACUCUGUUGGAGAAGCUGUUUAGCCAGCAGGAAAAUGGGCCUCCAGAAGAAGCAGAGAAAUUUUGCUCACGGAUCAUCGCCAUGGGCCUUCUACUUCCUUUUAGUGACUGCUUCAGGGAACCAUGCAGUCAGAAUGCUGGGUCAAGUUCAGCUCCAUUUGAUCAAGAUCAACUUUAUACCUGGGCUGCAGUUAGUCAACCCACACACUCGCUGGAUUACACAGAAGGGCAGUUUCCUAGGCGAGCUCCAUCCAUGUGGCCACCAUCAAGACCUCCUGAUGAAGAACACAGGCCCAAGGAUGCUGAAACAGAAUCUCAAUCUGCUGUUUUGGAAAGUCCGAAAAAAUGUCCAAAUGCUGUCCAUCAGGAAGUUUUUGACAUGAAGUCUAAAGGACAGGCAACUGUAAUUCAGCAACUGGAACAGACCAUUGAGGAUCUGAGGACCAAAAUAGCUGAACUAGAGAAGCAGUACCCUUCGCUGGACAUGGAGGUGGCCAAUGGCCGUCAAGGGAUUGAGAAUGGAGUGGCAUUCUCAGAAGAUGUCUGUCUGGAAGCUCUCAGAUUAGGAGGAAAGGAUGUGCGGCACCCAAGGAUUUUUCAGGCCAAAUCCAUACAGACUUCCCCAACAGAAGAGGGCGGGGCACUAACACUGCCAUUUGUGAGUGCACUGCCAGAGAGUCCUCCAUGCCCUCCUGGUACUGAAAAUGGAGAGUCAGCUGUUCCAUCCUCACCCUCUGGAUCUCAGACAAAAUUCUGUUCAGAGAUUUCUUUGAUUGUGUCUCCAAGGCGAAUAUCAGUGCAGCUCGACGCCCAUCAGUCUAUACAGAGUGUAACCCAACUUCCAUCACCCCCAUCCAUUCCGUGGUCUGAUGGUCAGGGAGAGCCUGGGUCACAGCCUUCACACCUUUCUCUUCAGACUGAGUUUGGAACUAGCCAUGAAUGCUCUGUUUCCUCCUCCACUGAAAACAGCUGCCAUAUCCCACCCCCACCAUCUCUGCCUUGCACGGGGUGUUCCAGCUCCAUGACUUCCCCGCCUCCCACUCUCUCAAACAUAAUAGUGCCUGCUCUGUCCAGUACCGCACCUUCCCCUCUGCCACCCCCUGCCCCUCCUCUGCCUGGAGUGGGGAUACCCCCUCCCCCUCCUCUCCCUGGAGUGGGGAUACCCCCUCCCCCUCCUCUCCCUGGAGUGGGGAUACCCCUCCCCCUCUCCUGGAGUGGGGAUACCCCUCCCCCACCUCUCCCUGGAGUGGGGAUACCCCCUCUCGCUCCCCCUCCUCUGCCUGGAGUGGGGAUACCCCCUCCCCCACCUCUCCCUGGAGUGGGGAUACUCCCUCCCCCACCUCUCCCUGGAGUGGGGAUACCCCUCCCACCUCUCCUGGAGUGGGGAUACCCCUCCCCCACCUCUCCCUGGAGUGGGAUACCCCCUCCCCCUCCUCUCCCUGGAGUGGGGAUACCCCCUCCCCCUCCUCUGCCUGGAGUGGGGAUACCCCCUCCCCCACCUCUCCCUGGAGUGGGGAUACCCCCUCCCCCACCUCUCCCUGGAGUGGGGAUACCCCCUCCCCCCUCCUCUCCUGGAGUGGGGAUACCCCCUCCCCCUCCUCUCCCUGGAGUGGGGAUACCCCCUCCUCCUCCUCUUCCUGGAGUGGGAAUUCCCCCCCCACCUCCUUUGCCUGAUUUGGGUGUUCCACCUGCUCCAGCUCCACCUCCUCUUCUCCCUGGGACAGGCUUUCCCCCACCUCCUCAGCUCCUGGGAUCAGGUCCUCCACUUUCUCCACAAGUUGGAAGUAGCACUUUAGCAACACCACAAGUGUGUGGAUUUCUUCUUCCUCCAUUACCAUCUGGCUUGUUUGGAUUAGGGAUUAAUCAGGACAGAGGUAGUAGGAAGCAGCCAAUAGAACCUUGUCGGCCAAUGAAGCCUCUUUAUUGGACAAGGAUUCAACUCCAUAGUAAAAGGGAUUCUAGUCCUUCACUUAUUUGGGAAAAAAUUGAAGAGCCAUCCAUAGAUUGCCAUGAAUUUGAAGAAUUGUUUUCUAAAACUGCUGUAAAGGAGAGAAAGAAACCUAUUUCUGACACAAUCUCAAAGACAAAGGCUAAACAAGUGGUCAAGUUACUAAGCAACAAAAGAUCACAAGCAGUUGGAAUUUUAAUGUCUAGUCUUCAUUUAGAUAUGAAAGACAUACAACAUGCUGUUGUGAACUUGGACAAUUCUGUGGUUGACCUGGAGACCCUUCAAGCUCUCUAUGAGAAU